AUGGGCGUAAUACGGAAGAAGACCGCCUCGCGCGGCACAGAAGCUGGGACCAAGUACCAUUGCGAUAUCUGUUCGGUGGACGUGACUGCAACGGUUCGUGUAUCGUGCGCCCACCCCGCCUGCCAUGAGUACGAUCUCUGCGUUCCUUGUUUUGCCGCCGGAGAGAAAUCCAAGAACCACGACCCAUCCUCACAUCCGUUCCAGGUGAUUGAACAGAAUUCGGUUCCGAUCUUCCAGGAAGAUUGGGGAGCGGAUGAGGAACUUUUGCUGUUGGAAGGCGCGGAUAUUUAUGGGUUGGGGUCAUGGGCCGAUAUCGCAGAUCAUAUCGGUGGUUACCGAACUAAGGAGGAAGUACGAGAUCACUAUACCAGCACAUAUAUAGACAGCCCGAAUUUCCCAUUACCCGAACGCGCCGAUCCGGACGAUACGCGACUGUCCGACUCGAUCUCCAAGGAAGAGUUCCAGUCCGGCAAGAAGCAUCGCAUUGAGGAGCGCAAGGAGGCGGCUAAGGCGGCCCCUCCGACGACACCAAAACAAAAGCCGACUGCCAGUGUUCCGGCUUGUCACGAAGUACAAGGCUAUAUGCCUGGUCGUCUUGAAUUUGAGACGGAAUUCAUGAACGAUGCGGAAGAGGCUGUCCAACAUAUGACGUUCGAACCGGGCGCAGGUGAAACGGCCAACGGUGAAACUGACGCCGAAAUGGAGCUGAAGAUGACGGUAGUCGACAUCUACAACUCGCGUCUGACCGCCCGAACGGAGCGCAAGAAAGUUCUGUUCGAGCACAAUCUACUUGAAUACCGCAAGAACACAGCAUUGGAGAAGAAGCGCACUAAGGAGGAAAGGGAUCUACUAAACAAAGCGAAACCGUUUGCUCGAAUGAUGAACCAUGAUGACUUUGAGGAGUUCAACAAAGGCUUAGAGUACGAGCACAAUCUACGGUUAGCCAUCACGCAACUACAGGAAUGGCGACAAAUGGGGAUUGGAGACCUUAUCGGUGGAGAAAAAUACGAGCAAGAGAAACAGCAACGCGCCCAGAGACUCGUGCCACAAGGGUCCUUUGAUCGGUUCGCCAGCACACGACCGAAGCAGUCACAGCAGCCCGAGGGUCCCACUGCGGCCAGUCAGCUGACCACACCAGAGCUCCCAUUGCGGUUACAAAAGGCAUCCGGCGCAAAUAAGGCACUGGAGCCGGUUAACCAACCGAUGAACGACUUUGACCGAGCAUUUGCCAGCAACGGAGACGGUCCCACGACGCCGCAGCCAGCCAAGACGAAGUUCGUAGUCCAACCGCUCAACGGGGUCAUUCCAUGGAAACUAGAGAACGACGGCGCACCGGACCUUCAUCUCUUAACCAAGGAGGAGGUGGAAGUAUGCAACGUACUGCACGUCCAGCCCAAGCCUUAUCUAGUAAUCAAGGAGACCCUCCUCAAGGAGGCAAUGAAGCAGGGAGGAAGCUUGAAAAAGAAGGACGCGCGAACAAUCUGCAAGAUCGACGCGACUAAAACGGGCCGAAUUUACGAUUUUAUGGUGCACAGCGGCUGGAUCAACAAGGCAUAG
Messenger RNA from Aspergillus bombycis, 1557 nucleotides. RefSeq names its product chromatin-binding transcription regulator ADA2 (gene adaB). Lineage: Eukaryota; Fungi; Ascomycota; Eurotiomycetes; Eurotiales; Aspergillaceae. Bases 1 to 1557 code for a protein of 518 amino acids. Gene Ontology annotation, biological process: chromatin remodeling; regulation of transcription by RNA polymerase II. The transcript is spliced from 3 exons. Gene Ontology annotation, cellular component: SAGA-type complex; nucleus. Gene Ontology annotation, molecular function: transcription coactivator activity; chromatin binding; protein binding. The record is from RefSeq and is a predicted model, not a curated record.